This is a messenger RNA of Triticum urartu, 2211 nucleotides long. Its product is annotated as LEAF RUST 10 DISEASE-RESISTANCE LOCUS RECEPTOR-LIKE PROTEIN KINASE-like 1.2. Gene Ontology annotation, biological process: protein phosphorylation. Gene Ontology annotation, molecular function: ATP binding; protein kinase activity; polysaccharide binding. The record is from RefSeq and is a predicted model, not a curated record. Lineage: Eukaryota; Viridiplantae; Streptophyta; Magnoliopsida; Poales; Poaceae.
GUACCGACAUCAUCCACUUCAUCCCUCAUCACAAAGUCCACAGUCCAACUGCGCGCGUGCUCGUCGCAAACCAUGUCGAUGCUGUCGCUGCAGCUGCUUCUUCUCCAGCUCGUCUCCUUGCUCCGUUCAGCCACAGCCACCACCGGCAGCAACGGGAGCUGUUCGCCGGAGUCAUGCGGGGCCCUGGCCAUCAGGUACCCUUUCUCCCUCGCCGGCGCGCAGCCGCUCUACUGCGGCUACCCGGCCUUCGACCUCACCUGCGACAACGGCACCGGCCGCACCUACCUGAGCAACACGUUCAGGGAGCACCUGUUCCGCGUCGACAGCAUCUCCUACACCAACAACUCCAUGGUGGCCGCCGUGCAGACCGCCUUCGCCGGCGACACCAGCUGCCCCGUCCCCGACUUCAACGUGUCGGCCAGCCUCGCGCUCUUCCCGUUCAACAUCAGCGCAACCAACAAGCGCCUCGUGUUCUUCUACAACUGCACCGUGUCCGCUGAGUUCAUGCUGCGGCGGCUGUGCGCCAACCACACGAUGGGAGCCUACAUCUCGGAUCGCAGCUGGGACAGCCACGAAGGCGGCAAGCUGCCGGCACCGGCAGGCGUUCCGACCAACUGUAGCUCGGUGAGCGUACCGGUGCGCCGAGGAAUGGAGCUGGCUCAUGAGCACUACAAGCGGCUGAUAAGCGAUGGGUUCCUCCUGGAGCUGCCGGCGCCGCUGGGAGACUGCGACGGAUGCAGACAAAUGGGCGGGGAGUGCACGUUGGAUCAAUUUGCGUUCCAGUGCGUCUGCGGCCCCGACGGGAAGCUCUGCUCAACAACUCCUUCAGAUACAGGUGCACGCGAUGUUGGAAUAAAGUAUGUCACAGGAAUCACAAGUGCUGUUCUGUUUGUCAUCGUACUGGGGCUCGUGUGCCACCUUAUACAACUCAACCGAGCCAAGAACAAGAAACGAUCUGCGUCAAUGGACGGCCUCAUCCGUGAAGGAUCGCCGUUGGCAUCGCUCCGCAAGGAGUUCAACGGCCUCGCCGGCUCGCCGUGCACCCACAUCUUCACCUACGAGGAGCUCGACGCGGCCACCGAUGGCUUCGGCAACGCCAACGAGCUCGGCGCCGGCGGCUUCGGGACAGUCUACAAAGGGGUUCUCCGUGACGGGAGCGUGGUGGCGGUGAAGCGGCUGUACAAGAACAGCUACAAGGGCGUGGAGCAGUUCGCCAACGAGGUGGACAUCCUCUCGCGCCUGCGCCACCCAAACCUCGUCGCGCUCUACGGCUGCACCUCCUCCUCGCCGACCUGCCGAGACCUCCUCCUCGUCUACGAGUUCGUCCCCAACGGCACGCUCGCCGACCACCUCCAUGGUGGCCACGGCGGCAGCGACGAUCCGCUCCUCCUCGCGUGGCCCAUACGCUUGGGCAUCGCCGUGGAGACGGCCGCCGCGCUGGCGUACCUCCACGCACACCAGGUCGUGCACCGGGACGUCAAGACGACCAACAUCCUCCUCGACGACGGGUUCCACGUGAAGGUGGCCGACUUCGGGCUGUCCCGGCUGUUCCCGGCGGACGGCGCCACGCAGCAGCACGUGUCCACGGCGCCGCAGGGCACGCCCGGGUACGUCGAUCCGGCGUACCACCACCGGUACCAGCUCACGGACAAGAGCGACGUGUACAGCUUCGGCGUGGUGCUCGUCGAGCUCGUGUCCUCCAGGCCGGCGGUGGACAUGGCCCGGGCCGGCACCGACGUGAACCUGGGCAGCAUGGCCGUGCGCAUGAUACAGUGCUGCGAGAUCGACCGGCUGGUCGACCCGCGGCUCGGGUACGGGCCGUCGGCGAGCGAGACGAAGGCGACGGUCGACUUGGUGGCCGAGGUGGCGUUCCGGUGCCUGCAGCCGGAGCAGGACGUGCGGCCGUCCAUCGGCGAGGUCCUGGACGUGCUCAGACAGGCUCACCAGAGGAUCACGGAGAAGGGAGCCUCCGCCGCCACGGAUGGUGCGGUGUUGCUGAAGAAGAGCAGGGACGGGUCGCCUGACUCCGUCAUGCAUCAGUGGAUCAGCCCCUCCAAUACCUCCAAUAGCAGCUGACCAUGACAACACUUCUCUAACACAUCUAGCAAUAAGUGGUUUGUAUUUAGAUCCGAUGGUAGGGAGAGGUUUGACUGAAUGCCAAAAACAAUUAGGUGCUUGUCAAAUAGUCACCCCCUUCGUUUAGUUUUCUUC